AUGAGGGAAGAUGAGUCCAAUUGGUUCUCCAGGUGGGAAGAAGAGCUUCCUUCACCUGAGGAGCUCAUGCCCUUAUCCCAAACCCUAAUCACUCCUGAUCUUGCCUUGGCCUUUGACAUCAGAAACAACAACCCCAACAACCCAAGUAGCCCCCAAAACCAACAACCCCCACAACCUCCUCAGCCACCACAUACCCCUCCACCUCCUCCUCCUUCCUCCUUGCCUCCCGCCACCCCGACCCACCCCAACUCCUCUGCCGAAUUCGCCGAUUCUGCCGACCUGGGGUCUGGUGCGGGCGGGGAAGAGCCCGCCCGCACGCUCAAGCGGCCCCGCCUCGUGUGGACCCCACAGCUCCACAAGCGCUUUGUGGACGCUGUGGCACACUUGGGGAUCAAGAACGCCGUCCCCAAGACCAUAAUGCAGCUCAUGAGUGUAGACGGCCUCACCCGGGAGAAUGUUGCCAGCCAUUUGCAGAAGUACCGUCUCUAUCUCAAGCGUAUGCAGGGUUUGUCCGGCGGGGGCAGCGGAGGCGGCGGAGGCGGAGGCGGAGGAUUGGCAGCCUCCGCAGACCCCGCCACCGAUCAUUUGUUUGCAAGCUCGCCGGUUCCGGCUCAUUUCCUGCACCCGCAUCCCGGGGGAAGGCCCAAUUCGGAGCAUUUCAUGCCCUUUGUGCCGGUGGCUCUGCAGCAGCACCAUCACCAGCAGCAACAGCAGCAGCAGAUGGCUGCGGCUGCGGCAGCGGCGGUGGCAGCCCAUCCCCAGUAUCACAGGCAGGUGGGGCAUUUUGGGUCCCCACCAAAUGGCCAAUUUGAGCAUCCAUUCUUGGCAAGGCAGUCGUCACAGCCAGUUCAUAGGAUGGGGGCGCCACUGCAUAAUCCAGUGCCAGGAAGCUAUGUAGAGGACUUGGAAUCAGCUAAUGCAACUGGUGGCAGGAAAGUUCUUACUCUGUUUCCAACUGGGGAGGAUUGA
Molecule: messenger RNA, 969 nt
Organism: Prunus armeniaca (apricot)
Lineage: Eukaryota; Viridiplantae; Streptophyta; Magnoliopsida; Rosales; Rosaceae
Source: the annotation of a GenBank genome assembly